AUGGAUGAAGAGACUCUUAAGAGAUCAAUCUUAAGUUAUUCUGUAGAAGAUAGAAGGAUUUAUAGGGCAAGUAUCACUAAAUUUAGGAAAUCCCAUUCUCUUUAUGUCGCCCUAUUAGGUUCAUUGGCAUUAUUGCAAUUCAUCUCCAUUGCAUUUUUUACCAAGGGUUUGCUAUUUACUAAUCAUUAUUUAGAUACCAGUUAUAAAACCAAUAGUAGAAAUAAUGUCGAUAAUAUUCCAGACAUCGACCCUCAAUUUAGUAAGGCAAUCGUUUUGGUUCUAGACUCAUUGUCUUUAGACUCAAUUGCAUUUAGCGAAUUAUCAGCAAAUGAUAAUUUCAAUCACCAAUUAUCAUCUCUAACUUCCCCUGAUGAUGAAAUUUCUUCUCAAAAAUUGUUUAGUUAUGUCUCCAAAGAAUACACAUUUGAGGCAGAGAGUUCAACUCACCACACAAGUAAAUUGCAAGAUUUAUUUUCUGGAACUGUAACUGAUCUAGCAAAAUGUGUUAAAAAUUUCACAAAUUGUCUUUUAUUCGAAGACAACUUCCUGCAUAAGUUAAAUCUUAACUAUAAAAAUGUAUAUUUUGCAAAUGAGCAUUAUUGGGAUUCAAUAGAUGGAAUAUUUUCUUCGAAUCAACGACUUCCAGCUACACUGGCAAACAAUGCAGAAAUUGACACAUAUACAAUUGAUCCCAAUAAGGAUACUAUAAAUUUUUUAUAUGAAACUGUUAUUGAUAAAUCUAACGAUAUCGAAAAAUGGGAGGUUUUAAUAGGGCAUCUAUAUGGUCUCAAACCACACGAUGAAAAUCUUGAAACCAAUGACCCCAGCAUACUUAGAAACCAGAUAGAGAUUGAUAAACUUAUAACUGAUUUAAAAAAAUCUAUGGAUAAUGACACACUACUUAUGGUAGUAAGUGGGAACUCAAAAUUUUCAACCAAAGAUGUGAUUAAAAACAAUAAAAACAUAUUAUAUCUGUACUCUAAUGUACCGAAUCUUUGGAACUACAGUGUUGCAGAUAAUAGCAAUUUAAUUAUUGGUAAGGAUAAUUCAACGUUGAAGUACUCAAAUAUCGAUAAGGUCGAUAUUAUACCAUCAAUAUCAUUAUUAUUGGACCUACCAUUACCUGUCGAUUCCCUGGGCUUAUUUAUACCAGAAUUAGCAAAUUCAGAAGAACAUUUCAAUACCUACUUAAAUGUGAAUAAAUUGCAGAUUCAGUACCUUUUGAAAAAUAAAAAAGUCAUAACAAAUGAUUCAACGGAAUAUAUAUUAUAUCCUGUGUUGCCUGAGAAUUCCGAUUAUCUAAGUUGGAAGAAAUUUCAACAGAAAAUAUUGACAUCAUAUAAGGGGUUUAAAACUGUAUUUGACUAUUGGUAUCUUUCUAUAGGGGUGUCAUUUCUAAUUAUUUCCCUCAUUUUACUAUUUUCAAUGACCAAAUUAAUUCCUUCCAUUAUUGUUAAUCAAAUGGUUCACCAAUUCGCUACUUAUAUUUUAGCCUCAUCAAUAUUAUUCAAUAUCUAUUUGAAUUUAUUAUAUUACCUCUUUAAAAGACCAGGAUUUAUUGAUAAUCAAGUGUGGUGCAUCUUAUUUGCUACAUCAAUUGGUAUUAUUGUGGGCUGUAUUUUGCCCAUUUUGAUAAAGUAUAAUCUAAAGUGGAUUGUCACAAGAUUUUUUAAUGAGUUUUCCGACUACUGGUCAUUAAUUGGUGUUCUUUUUGUGAUUAUCCAUUCUUUAUUGAUCACUUCAAAUUCUCUAACUAUUUGGGAAGAUAAAAUUGUUUCGUACUUAUUAAUUACCUUUGGAAUCCUUGCCCUAUAUGAAUUCGUAUUUAUACCCAAAAGACAAACGACUAGUGCCGUAGUCACAGCUGUAUUAAGUGAACAACAUGGUACCUCAUCAGGGGUGAGUUCGUCAAUUGCAAAUUCAUAUGCCUUGCCGCUGUCAAGGUUUGCCCGCAUACUUGGUGGUUACCAUUCUUUCAUACUAAUUUUUUGCACAAGGUUAGCAUCUACAAUUACAACAUGUAGAGAAGGCCAAGAAAAAUAUUGUAUUCCUACUUUUUCAACCGAUAUUAAUCACUCCUGGUGGUGUAUGGGGUUCUUCGUUGUUGCACUAAUGAUUAUUCCGGUAUGCAUAAAGGGAUAUUAUAACCUUUCAUCGUCAUACCAGGCAGCAGCUCCAAUUUGGAUUGAUUAUUUAUUAAGAGGUUUUUUAAUAUUUGACUUUAUUUUUUGGUGCCUAAAAAAGAUUGAAACCAAUACACCAAAUCUUUCAAUUGAUAUCUCAAUAAUUAAUUUUACUAUUAUUCGGAUCGCUACAAUGUACGCAAUGGUUGCAUGUAAUAUAGCGUGGAUUUGGGGUCCUUUAUGUGUUAAACUUAAUGUCAAGAAUGCAGAUAUGAGAUCCCAACAAUCAACUAUUUUAGGGUAUUCAAAUAUAUAUGGUGCACCUUUUUUUCUAUUGAUUAUUAAUGCAAUAAUAAGUAUUUUAAUUUUCAAUAAACCAUUAGCGCAAAUUUCAUUAGCUCUAAUGUGUAAUCAGUUGCUGUCAUUGAUGGAGAUUAUUGAAUUAUUAAAAUUAAAAGAGAAUAUAAUCGGCUCUGUCAUGUUAGGUAUUUUAUCAUACCAGCAAUUUUUCAGUACAGGUCAUCAAUUUACUAUAUCAUCAAUACAAUGGGAUAUGGGAUUUUUAUUGAGCGAUAAUUUAGAGUUUCCAAUAACGCAUCUGUCAGUAAUUAUUAAUACAUUUGGUCCAUAUAUAUUAGUUUCAUUUGCAGUUGCAUUACUGACAUUAUGGAGACAGCCUCCUGAUAUUCUAAAGCCGCAAACACUACUAGGUAGAAUUGUUUCUAAUUGUGGAUCAUUGAUUACCUAUCAUACUAUAAUUUGUUUGAGUUCUUUUAUUUGGGUGACACAUUUUCGUAGACAUGACAUGCUCUGGGAAAUUUUUUUACCGAGGUUUCUAUAUUCCUGCAUGAGUUUAAUGAUAACACAAUUUGUUGUAACCCUUGGAACAAUAGCAUUUGCCAGUGGUAGGUUAAUUAGGCAUAUCAAUGAUAUUUUUUGGAAAUAA
Vanderwaltozyma polyspora DSM 70294 is the source of this 3069-nucleotide messenger RNA. RefSeq lists its product as uncharacterized. Gene Ontology annotation, cellular component: endoplasmic reticulum membrane. NCBI's taxonomy places the organism in Eukaryota, Fungi, Ascomycota, Saccharomycetes, Saccharomycetales, Saccharomycetaceae. Gene Ontology annotation, biological process: GPI anchor biosynthetic process. The transcript has a single exon. The coding region runs from base 1 to 3069 and encodes 1022 amino acids. The record is from RefSeq and is a predicted model, not a curated record. Gene Ontology annotation, molecular function: mannose-ethanolamine phosphotransferase activity.